Messenger RNA from Colletotrichum chrysophilum, 1053 nucleotides. RefSeq lists its product as uncharacterized. Bases 1 to 1053 code for a protein of 350 amino acids. The record is from RefSeq and is a predicted model, not a curated record. NCBI's taxonomy places the organism in Eukaryota, Fungi, Ascomycota, Sordariomycetes, Glomerellales, Glomerellaceae. The transcript has 2 exons.
AUGCUGUCUUACGUGCUGCCCUCACUCCUGCUUGCCAGCAGCUUCGUCGACGUGGCGCUGGGCGGCGUGGCUCAUGUUCGCCGCGAUGGUUCAUCGCCUUCGUUGACAUAUGAUCCUAACACCACCGCGUACUGCACCUGGUGGGUUGACCUGACCACGGCCAAGACCUGCAGCGUCCUUCUGAGUGAGAACGCCAUUGACUUGGUCUCGUUCCGAAGAUGGACGGGCCACUCGUACUGCGUCGAGGCCUUCUUUGAGCCGCCGGUCACCACGGCCGGGCCCUCCACGACGUCCACCAUCAAGACUACAUCGACGACCGCAACCCCGCCGACCACGACAUCGACCGGUAAUGGCGUGACCACGCCUCAGCCGACGCAGGCGCAAAUCGUCAACAACUGCAACAAAUUCUACUUUGUGCAGUCGGGCGAGUCGUGCUCCAGCGUAGCCAGCUCCAACGGCAUCACGCUUGCCCAGUUCCUUGAAUGGAACCCGUCCGCCGGCAGCACAUGCGCAGGCCUUUGGGCCAACGCGUACGCUUGCGUCGGCAUCAUCGGCGGCGCCACGGUUACUUCGAGCCCGCCCACGACCACCACCUCUACGGGCAACGGUAUCACCACACCUACGCCCACGCAGCCCAACAUGGUCGGAAACUGUGACAGCUUCUACUAUGUGAAGUCGGGCGAUACGUGCGCUGCCAUUGCGAGCAAGUCUGGCAUCUCGGUGUCGCAGUUUGUUGAGUGGAACCCCAGCGUGGGUAGCUCAUGCAGCGGGCUCUGGCUGGAUGCGUAUGUAUGCAUCUCCAUUAUUGGUCACACUCCCACCACUCCCACGCCGACCAGCCCGGGCAACGGCGUAGCGACGCCCACUCCGAUCCAGGACGGAAUGACCAAGAGUUGCAAAACAUUCCACUACGUCGUCUCAGGUAACACCUGCACGACCAUUGCUUCACAAUACGGCAUCACUGUCGCCCAAUUUACUUCCUGGAACCCAGCCGUCGGCUCCUCCUGUACUGGUCUUUGGCUCGACACCUAUGCCUGCGUGGCUGUUUUGUAA